AUGUCACAAAAUCCCAGUGACCCUCCCAAGGAAACCCCUAAACCAGAGGCGAGCUCUCCCCAACCGGGCGACGACGAAAAGCCAAAGAAACCUCCGACUCAAAACGGAGUUAAGCAACCUACUUGGGACGAUAUCAUUCGGGACCCAGGGCUGGAUGGGCAGGAGAAGGAUGGAGACUCUAAGGGCAAAGAAUAA
Messenger RNA from Fonsecaea pedrosoi CBS 271.37, 195 nucleotides. RefSeq lists its product as uncharacterized. The record is from RefSeq and is a predicted model, not a curated record. The coding region runs from base 1 to 195 and encodes 64 amino acids. NCBI's taxonomy places the organism in Eukaryota, Fungi, Ascomycota, Eurotiomycetes, Chaetothyriales, Herpotrichiellaceae. The transcript has a single exon.